AUCUCUCCAGAUCCCGACCUCCGGUCGCUCUCCGCCCCUCCCCGGCCGCCAUGCGGAUCCGCAGGUCCGCCUCCCGCCUGCUGGGCUCUACCGCCGCCGCUGCUGCCUCCUCCUGCCCGAAGCCGGAGCCGCCCCGAUUCGAGCUCCCCCGAUUGGAGCCGCCCCCGCCCCCGCCGCCAGCCCCAGCCAACGAAUCCGGCGCCGGGUCCGUGGGGCCCAAGACCUCCUCCUGCGGGGAGCCCUGCUGCGAGCUCAGCCGGUCGCCAUGGGACCUCAUGGCCCAUCUCGACCUCUCGGAUCCCCAGGUGGAGAAGCUCUUCGUGGAGACUUGCUUCAUGAGUGUUUCCUGGCGAGGUAGCUGGCUCUUCCCAUCAAGCAUUACCAUGCCUACUGGCUCCAUCAAGGAGGAGGAAGACUUGGCCGUAGAUAUGGUUGACGGGGUCAUCUUGAAACUGCACAAAGCUGCGGAAAAGAUGGAGAGCAUGAAGAAUCAGAGCAAGCACAAGACAAAUAAGGGGCUCAAAGUGAAGAAAGGAGCGUGGACGUGCAGAAAGAAUGACGGCAAGAGGUGGUGCUGCCGGCGGCCUGUGAGUGAGCCCAACUCCUACUGCUCGUACCACUCAGAUCAGAAGCUCCCCAUCGGCGGCAAACCACGUAGGAAGAGGACAGACAUCGACCUAGGCGAGGGGUUCUACUACUAUGCGGGGUUCGGCCCCGGCACCAAGAGGCGCCGGACGUCAAGCAGCGACAGCGUGCCGGAACCUCCACUGCGUGCUGAACCACUGAAAGAGGAGGCACCAGACGAAAUGCAACUUGAUUUUAGUGCAGGUCAGGUACAGGCAGCGAAUGAAUCAGACCAUCAAGUGGUGCUACCGCCAUCAGCAGACAUUGUCGACGAGCCUGGCACCGCUGGGAUGUCGGCCUGUGACAAGGCGAGCAGUGAUGAUGACGUGCCGGAACCUCCACUGGCUGCUGAACCACCCAAAGAGGAGCCACAGCCCGAAAUGCAACUAAAUUUCAGUGCAGGUCAGGCACAAGCUGAUGACUCAGACCAUCAAGAAACACCGGCAUCAGUACGUGUGGUCGACAAGUCUGCGCGCAAAGACGGCACCGCUGGGAUCGCUGGCUGGGAUGAGGAGAGCAGCGAUGACGAAGCGCUUGGCUGCAAUGACGAACAACCUCACGACAUCACCAAGAGGAAGAGCGCUCUCAAGAAGAGGUGGAGGAAGCCUGUGAAAGCCCGAUCGCUCAAAUCACUGAUGAUGUCGUAGUGCCUGACUCUCAUUGGUUUAGUAGUUAGCUCAGCUUAGUCUGCUCCAGUUUUGGUGCUGAGUUGCAAGGUACAUAAACUGUUUGUAGCAUCUUUUGUGUGUGUGGAUUGUACUGUUUUGAUGCGUUUGGUUGAAGGUGUCGUAUGAAUGGGUUGGGACCGUUCAAUUUUUUUGGGAUUGAACCAUUCAAUUCAUGUGUUUGGCUGAA
Molecule: messenger RNA, 1479 nt
Organism: Triticum dicoccoides
Lineage: Eukaryota; Viridiplantae; Streptophyta; Magnoliopsida; Poales; Poaceae
Exons: 2
Coding region: 51-1271 (406 amino acids)
Source: RefSeq, a predicted model, not a curated record